AUGGUGGCAGCAGGGCCGCUGUGGGCGGGCUUCUCCAUGCCGCUGCUGCUGGGGUCCCUCCUGCCCAGCGCGGGCCGUGAUGGGACUACAGGGCUUCCCCGCUACCAGGUGACGGUGCCUCGGCGGCUGGCGCCUCCUGCGGGCCGGGAGGCCGAGGGGCAGGUGUCCUACCAGCUGCAGAUGGGUGGGAGGCUUCUGGUUGCUCACUUGCAGCAGAAGGGCCUGUUCCUGGCCGGCCAUCUCCCUGUGUUUACCUACGAGCGGGGUGAGCUGGUGACGAGCCAGCCCUUCAUCCCAAGCCACUGCUACUAUGAGGGCUACGUGGAGGGUGCCCCAGAGUCACUGGUGGUGCUCAGCACCUGCUCUGGGGGGCUGCGGGGACUGCUGCGCCUCGAGGGGACGAGCUACGGGAUCGAGCCCAUCAAGGCCUCCCCCACCUGCCAGCACCUCCUCUAUCGGCUGGGGGAAGUGGAGGGUACGCCUGCCUCAUGUGGGGUGACCACUGAGGAGCUGCAACACCAAGGAACCAAGAUCCAGGAUGCGGGGCCCACUGUGGCAGCCAGACAUCACAGAUGGACACAUGCCACAUAUAUUGAGUUCUGUGUGGUGGUGGAGAAAGAGCAGUUCAUCCUUUAUAGAAGGAACGAAAGCCUCCUGACCAACCAGGUCCUCGAAGUGAUCAAUAUGGUGGACUCCUUUUAUCGUGCUCUGGGGGCUCAUGUCAUCCUGGUUGGACUAGAGAUCUGGACAGAAAACAACCUCAUCACAUUACCCGAUACUAUAGGCAAUGCUCUUACUGAAUUUAACCGUUGGAGGAAUGACGUGCUCUAUCGUCGCCUGCAGCAUGAUGCUGGACAGCUAUUUAUGGCUAAAAUAUACAGAGGGCGUGCUGGGAGGGCAUAUGUAGGAGGCAUCUGCCUUGUGACCGAUGCAGCAUCCAUUGUCACGUGGCGUUUUGCUUCUGUGCCAUUUUUUUCAGUCACUGUUGCACAUGAGUUGGGUCAUAAUCUUGGCAUGUAUCAUGAUUAUGAUAAAUGUCAUUGUAACAGAACUGUUGGCUGCAUCAUGGCUGCUGUGCAUGUAACUACCGAUCAGUUCAGUGACUGCAGUCGUGAAGUAUAUUUUAAUCUCCUCCGUGAUGGCGCUGGAUUCUGCCUAUAUAACAUCCCAGCGCCCAGCAAAAUAUUUAGGAGGAAGCACUGUGGUAACAAGGUUGUGGAAGGGGAAGAGGAAUGUGAUUGUGGCUCAGAACUGGAAUGCAAAAAAGACUUGUGUUGUCAGUCCACGUGCAAACUGAAACCAGGUAUGGUUUGUGCUUUUGGAAAGUGCUGUAAAAAGUGUCAAAUACUUGCUGAAGGAAAACUAUGCAGAGCAGCUGUUGAUGAGUGUGACCUUCCUGAGUAUUGCAAUGGGACUUCAAAGUGGUGCCAAGAUGAUGUGUAUGUACAAGAUGGAACUCCAUGCAGUGACAUGGGCUACUGUUAUCGGGGAAGCUGCCAUAACCACAAUAAACAGUGUGCAGAUAUCUUUGGAAUAGGGGCACAAAAAGCCCCUCUAAGUUGCUUCAGUAACCUGAACACGCGAGGUGACCGGUUUGGCAAUUGUGGUGGUGGUGGUGAAACUGGAGCAAAUUACAAAAAAUGUAAAAUCAGUGAUGUCUUGUGUGGAAGGAUUCAGUGUAAAAAUGUAAAAAAAAUACCUCCUUUGAAGGAACAUAGUACUGUUGUACAAACGCCCAUGGGUCAUAUCUGGUGUUGGGGUACAGACCAUCAUGCUGGGACUGAUGUAAUUGAUACUGGGGCAGUGAAAGAUGGCACAAUUUGUGGUAAUGGGAAAAUUUGCCUUAGUAGGACAUGUGCAAGUGUGUUGCGUUUGAAUUUAGAUUGUGACGCUAAGAAAAAAUGCAACAGUAGGGGAGUAUGCACCAAUACUAAAAAUUGCCACUGUAACUAUGGGUGGGCCCCUCCAGACUGUAAAUUCCGAGGAUAUGGAGGAAGCAUUGACAGUGGACCUGUUCCAGUGUCUAAGCCUAUGGUAAGUAUAUGGAGCAGCAGUUUGGGUAAUGUUAUCUGGAUAAUAAUUGGCAUCAGUUUUGUUCCUGCCAUUGUUGCAAUACUUAGAAAAACUGUAUGGAUGAAAGCGUUUAGAAGGCUAAAUGUCACACAGAGAAAACAAACUGCUGCUGCUUCUGCUGGUGAUAGACAGAGCCACUAUAAGAAUGGCAGCAUUAGUUCAAAAAAGUAA
Molecule: messenger RNA, 2244 nt
Organism: Terrapene triunguis (Three-toed box turtle)
Lineage: Eukaryota; Metazoa; Chordata; Testudines; Emydidae
Product: disintegrin and metalloproteinase domain-containing protein 21-like
Exons: 1
Coding region: 1-2244 (747 amino acids)
Biological process (GO): male gonad development; proteolysis
Cellular component (GO): external side of plasma membrane; plasma membrane; sperm head plasma membrane
Molecular function (GO): metalloendopeptidase activity
Source: RefSeq, a predicted model, not a curated record